CGUGCAUUGAGCGAGCGCCUUACCACUGGGCUACAUACUGCCCCUUAGUACAAACUAGAGCUGUAAUGAUAUGGGAGGUCGCGAUACGAUACGUAUCCCGAUACUUGGGUCACGAUAUGUAUCAUAUUGCGAUACUUAACAUUUCAUAUCAAUCAUCGAUAAUUAAACUGUUGAGUUCAAGUUUAUGAAAUACAGGGGUAUGAUAACCAUAAUCAAACUUUACCAAAAAUUAUUAAAACAUGAAUGUAUCGUACUGUAUUGCAAUUUCGUUACUGCUCUAGUGCAAACAUUAGGAUGACAAACAACAUAUUGAAUUUUCAGACACCGAUAUUCUAAACAAGUAAGUACAUUAAAUACAGGUAUGUAACAGUAAUCAUUAAAAAGGCUCUACUAAUCGAGAACAUGUUAAAAUAUCAGCAAACUGAGGACAGUCGCUUUAAGCUUUGAAAGAAAUAUAAAAGUGAUAAAAGUAUAAAACAUGUUUAUGUACAGUUAUAUUUCAGUUCAAUUCUUUAUUUCAGCCUUGAACCCGAGGUUCAUCAGCACAAAACAACAGCAUACACAUUUCAAACAGAGUCUAAUGCACACAGGCAUUAAUGAACUGAUGACAAUAUAGUAGCUAAUGUCAGAAGUAAUUUUAAUUUUAGGGAAGCGUUGUGAACAGAGCAUCCACUGGUCUGGAACUACAAUUACAGCAGACAUAACUCACUUGAUUUUGAUAACCAGAGACAGAAGAAUGGCCGAGACGAAACCCGAUCAGAAUGGUGCGCCCAACGUCAUUAUUCAGAAUCCUGGACAGAGCGUCAAGCCGGUUGUUCCAGACGAGGAGGUGGAUCGCCUCGUUAAACGACUGUACGGCCUCGUCGUGACGACAUUCUCACCGCUCAACAGCUACGACGACAUCAACUUCUACAUCGAGGUGGACCAGAACGAUCACUGGAACCCACACCUGAAACACGUCGACAGCGGCUACGUACUGAAGAUAUUCAACAGAAUGGACUCGCAGCGACCACGUCUCAUUGACGCCCAACAUGCUUUCAUGGAACAUUUGAAGAAAAACGGGAUAAGCGUGCAAGAGCCAAUAAAAAAUCUCCAAGGCAACCACUUUUCAAUCGAAAAAAUACCUGUAAACGGUAAAGGUGAUUGUUACAGCCACUGGGUUGAAAUUCGUACCUACCUCCCUGGCACGAUUAUCGCGAAUGUACCGUACACUCCAAAGCUGCUUACCAAUGCUGGUGCAUUCAUGGCUCGUAUGCGAUUGGCUACCGAGAGUUUUGAACAUCCGUUCUACCGAGGGUACUAUAAUCUGUGGAGUCUUUCGUACGUACCGAAGAUACGAGACUAUCUGUUCUGUGUGGAUAGCAGUGAAAACAAGGAGCUGAUCGAAAAUGUCCUUGAUGCAUACGACAGUGAAGUAGUGCCCCAGUACAGCAGUCUGCCUAAGGGUUGCAUCCACGGUGAUACGAAUGAACAAAACAUCUUGGUACAGAAGUCGGAUAAGGAAAAUCCAAGUUCAGAAGGCGAUGACCAUUUCGUGAGCGGUAUCUUGGACUACACGGACGUCCACGAGAGUUAUCUGGUUGUGGACUUGGCCCUGACCAUCGCAUACUUGAUGAUGGACGCAGACGACAGUCUCCGAUUGGAUGUUGGAAGUCACGUGAUCAGCGGAUACAAGAAUCACGUGUCUCUCUCGCGCGCAGAAACUGAUGUCCUGCCUAUAAUGGUGGCUGCACGGCUGUGCCAGUCUUUGGUUCUCGGGCUGCACGCGUACCACGUAAAUCCAGAGAAUGGCAGCUACGUCCUGACCUCGCAGAAGGCCUGGCCUAUCCUACGUCAGUUCUGGAAUGAUAAAGACACCUUGUUGGCAGAAUGGAAGCGAAUUGUCAACACAGGCGAAUGAGUUUUACUUGUCUAAUGUUAUCUUAUUUAAACAUCUUUGUAAUUUUUAUUAAGAAAAAGGAACAUAAUAUUUGUUUAGCGACAUCUUAAUUUUUUUUUUAACUAAGGCUAUUUUGUGUCUAAUAUAUAGGUAAUAACUGGUUACUAUUUUAAGAUACCGGCUUUAUCCUGCAAAGGUUAGAAUGGCGAAUGCAGCGAAGCUCUGAAAUACUCGAGUCGAGCCGGGUUUAUGUUACGUGACCUAUAUGUUUGGUCAGUGACCAAAAAUAUAGAGAUUUAUCUGGUCAUCAUAGCAUGCCAAUGAAUACAGUGAUUGUGGGAUGCAUAGGGAAUAACUGGUUACUAUCUUAAGAUGUCGGCUUUAUCCUUGAAAGGUUAGAAUGGCGAAUGCAGCGAGGCUCUGCCGAGCUGCAUUCGCCAUUCGACCUGAGCAGGAUAAAGUCGAUAUCUUUUGACAGUAAAAAGUUUUUUCUUUUAUCCUGCAAUCCUACAGGAAUAGUCGGAAAAUCAUUAUUUAUUCCAUUUUUGUGUACGCAAAU
Gigantopelta aegis is the source of this 2438-nucleotide messenger RNA. RefSeq names its product hydroxylysine kinase-like. The record is from RefSeq and is a predicted model, not a curated record. The transcript is spliced from 6 exons. Bases 623 to 1900 code for a protein of 425 amino acids. NCBI's taxonomy places the organism in Eukaryota, Metazoa, Mollusca, Gastropoda, Neomphalida, Peltospiridae. Gene Ontology annotation, molecular function: amino acid kinase activity.